Messenger RNA from Dermacentor silvarum, 2769 nucleotides. RefSeq lists its product as uncharacterized. The transcript has 5 exons. The record is from RefSeq and is a predicted model, not a curated record. Bases 100 to 834 code for a protein of 244 amino acids. Lineage: Eukaryota; Metazoa; Arthropoda; Arachnida; Ixodida; Ixodidae. Gene Ontology annotation, molecular function: sequence-specific DNA binding.
UUCCAGCGACGCAGGCGGCGCCACGCGGUCCUCCUCCGAAACAGUCACCCGGUGAUAGAAAUCUGCGACGCAGUUCGGCGGUUUGGUCUCGCGGUAGUCAUGGACGCGCCGAAAAGGAAAAAAGCGAAUAGUAAUCGCAUGUGCAGCGAGCCGCAGUGCAAAAACCGUGCCGUAGCGGGUGAGGUAAGCCUCCAUGUGUUCCCGAGACACAAAAAACUGCGGAAAUUGUGGGCUGCAAGGAUGCGCAUCGGCAAAGAAGUCACCGGCGAGAUGUAUGUUUGCAACGAGCACUUCAAGCAGGAAGACUACUUCUGGAGCAACCUCGAUGGGAGCCUAAAGCCUCGUCUGCCGCGGCUGAAGAAAGGGGCCGUGCCUUCACUAAAAAUGCCUGUUCGGACGCACGAAACACAAGUAAAACCCAGACCAAGCAGAAGGAAACUGACAGAGGCCAGCCAUGGUAUGAAACCAGACGAUUUGCCGCCAGCUGUGUCUAGAGAGGAGGUUUGCGCCUGCGUGCCCCCAGUCGUUCCAUGUGCAGCCGAAAACUGUGAUCAACCUGUCCAAGCCUGGCUUUCUGCAGUAAGCACCUGUCCAAGCAGCCAUGUAGGAAAUGAAGAGAUGCCAACAGGACACACAGAAGCGGAGGUGCAAAACCUCCUCCAUCAAUUACAGAAACCAGAAUUACAGAAAAGUAGCGCAGACAAGGCAAUGCAGGCCAACGUACUACAUGACAUGGCUCAGAAGUUUAAGCUCACAGAACUUCUUACUACAGAUUAUAAAAUGAAUGCCUUCACUGGAAUUCCAAAUAUGACGCUUCUAAACAAGAUUGUCUAGCUCGUGGAGAGGCACGCAAGAGAAAACAAGUUGGAAGCCACUGCGAAAGAUAGAGUUCUUUUAGUGUUUGUUAUUCUGAGGCAGGCUGUUUCAUUUUCAUCAGUUGGUGUGCUGUUUCAAUGCAGUGCGUCAUCUGUGCACAAGUAUUUUGUUCACACACUUCCUCUUCUUGCAGCAAUUUUUCAGUCAGCCUUUGAAUGGCCCUCAAAAGAGGAGGUGUUAAACAAUACACUUUUGCACUUCGAGAAGUACAGCAGAGUAAGAGGGGUUGUAGACUGCACUGAAAUUGCAGUUGAACGAUCAGGUUGUGUGACGUGUCGUCUGCUGACGUACUCCCAGUAUAAAUCAACCUAUACGGUUAAAUUUCUUGUGUGUGUCAGCCCCGGGAGUACUAUAACAUUUAUUAGUGAUGCAUUUGGUGGACGUGCAUCUGACAAAGCUAUUACUGAACGCUGCGGCCUUCUUGACAAGUUCGAGUCUUUCACUGACGACAUCAUGGUUGACAGAGGUUUUUUUAUUGAUGAUCUGUGUGCAUCUCGUGCUGUGGGCAUUGUUAGGCCCCCAUUCCUGGGAAAGGAGAGCCAGUUUUCUGAAGCUGAUGCCCUGAAGACUGCUGACAUUGCAAGGGCUAGAGUACACGUUGAAAGGGCCAUACAAAGAGUGAAAAUAUUCAAAAUGUUUAGUGGUACAAUAUUGUGGGAAAUGCUGCCGCAUAUUGAUCAACUAUUUACUGUAGCAUGUGGCAUGACAAACUUGUGUUCACCAAUAUUAGCUGACGAUAAGUUUUUGUAAUGAGGGGCUGUUUUUUAGUGCUAAAUCUGCAUCAUGAACAAAUGGCAUGCCAUAUUGGAGAGCCCUGGAUUGAUUUCAGUCUUUUAGGGUGCUUGAAAGCACAGUGAACUAACAGUACAAAGCAAUACAAGCAAGGAAAGUUUCAACAACUGACCGCUUCUCUUUUUUGUAGCACAGUUCUGUGUGGCAAGGCACACUGUUGAAAGAGUUUCACUGGAGACUUAGGUUGUAUCCUGCUAUAGUCAGACACACCCCUGAAGUAAAAUAUUUUGCUGCCUAUAAAUUGAAUAUAAAUUAUGUACUUAAUGGUGCAUAAUUUUACACUAAGUACACAUAACUUCAGAAAAUGUCAUUUGCCCCCUUUAGGUGCACGUUAACGAACCCCAGGUGGUCCAAAUUUCCGGAGUUCCCCACUACGGCGUGCCUUGUAAUCAGAACUGGUUUUGGCACGUAAAACCCCAUAAUUUUUUUUUUUCAUUUGCCCCUAUUUUAUGAAAUGCGUGGUAUCGUACAUGUGGCAUGGCUUUGCCAAGUUUUGUGCACAAUUUUACCUUUUGCUUAUGUCGGCAAGUUUGGGAAGUACUUUCCUAAAAUACACAUACUGCAACUUGCCAAGCAGUUCACGCAUGUGCUGGACAUCUUUCAUCACAGGCAUCACCAAGCUUUCUACCUUGGAAUACACAACCAAGUGGCACAUGUCGAGGUUUAAAAGCAAGAGGCCCAGCUGAAUUUGCGAGUAAUAACUGUGCUUAAGUUUCAAUGCAUAGUUCUCUCCAUUUUUGACUAUGUAUGUCAGUUUUUUUUAUUUUACCAGCUCAGCGAUGCUCUGCUCUUUACACAACAUGGGGCACUUAACCUCAACAAGGUAUUUCUUUUUAUCCUGAAUUACAACACCAUCAGGACUGUAGCCUAACCAUGGUACCUCAGGGACAACUACGAGCCCCAGCCUGCUAACUGUAGCAUUUUGCAGUUGUUCGUACUCGUGGAGAGCAAGAGGUUCAUUUUCUUUACCAUAAGCUGUUGCUUUAUUGCCAGCAAAAGAGCGGUUUUGAUAGAUUCUUUCAAUUUUUGCCGACCAUGUGUGACUCGCUGUUUCUUGAAAAGUGUACAGCUCUCUGCAUAUGCUACCAGUUAUUCUUUUUU